This is a messenger RNA of Exophiala xenobiotica, 2580 nucleotides long. RefSeq lists its product as uncharacterized. The record is from RefSeq and is a predicted model, not a curated record. Lineage: Eukaryota; Fungi; Ascomycota; Eurotiomycetes; Chaetothyriales; Herpotrichiellaceae. Gene Ontology annotation, molecular function: zinc ion binding; DNA-binding transcription factor activity, RNA polymerase II-specific; transcription cis-regulatory region binding. The transcript is spliced from 3 exons. Gene Ontology annotation, cellular component: nucleus. The coding region runs from base 164 to 2335 and encodes 723 amino acids. Gene Ontology annotation, biological process: regulation of DNA-templated transcription.
CUCCGCUCUGUCAGAUCUGCUUCUCGACUCACAGGUUUCUUCCAGGUUGCGACGAGCCUUGUUGAGCUGAUAGGAAUGAUGCUAGCACAUUGCUGUGCAUAGACAAGCAGUAUCACUCUCAUAACAGCUGAGGGCUGGUCACCUUUUCCCUUGCCUCUUCACCAUGUCGAAGCGGAGUUGGCAAGAGGCGAAUCUGCCUUCCCCGCGAGGGCCAGUCGCUGGCCUGCAACGAGCAGCUUCGUCGGUUUCGCCGCAGUCAUUCGCUUCACCGGGCCAAGCUCUUUCGCCGAAGAAGAGUCGCAGCUCUUUUGACGAACCUCCACUGAUCGCCAAAGCUCCUCCGAAACCUCAACGAACCAAUUCCUCCAACGGCGCCCAACAAGAGUCGAGUAAACUGCCUGGAAUCUCGAGGAAGGUCAAGGCGUGCGCCGCCUGUCGCAAGCAAAAGAUAAAAUGUAUCAUGAUCGGAGAUCCGCCGUGCCAAAGAUGCAAAGAACGAGGAUUGUCAUGUCGUUUGAACAAGAGCUUGCAAACACUCAUGUCGGAAGAUUCCAAGUGGAAGGCGGCAGUGACCAAGGAUGUGACCUCGUUGUACUCUGUGGUGGAAGAAAUAGUGCGGACAUUACAACUACCACCUCUGCCGCAGAUGCUCGUUUCGACGCAAGAUCCCGCAAUCUUCUUCGACCAUGAAGAGCAAGGAAACGAUCCGGACGAUGAAGAUCAAUCAAUCGACAACUCACCGAAAGUUACGCCAAUCGCCGACAAUUUGUCUCAUGUGCCAAUUGAGUCGUUGUAUCAAAUCACGGGUAUGCGAUCUCUGAGAGCCUCCGAGAACAUCACAGAAGAUCAGUCACGAAUAUGCAAGCAGCUUCGUGAUACGGACUUCAUUGCAAGAGGCCUCAUCAAGCAGGAGGACGCCGAGCAUCUGGCCAACUACUACUUGAGCAAGCUUGAUCCAUAUAUAUGGCACAUUUGUCCUGAUUACAAAGAUCUCGACUCAUUCAGGCGUCGCUCUCCCACGUUGACUGCCUGUGUCCUUACAGUGGCUGCUCUGCACGACACAAAACUGGGCCAUCUGUACACGAUAUGCAAUAAAGAGUACCGAAGGUUGGUCGCCAACGCGAUGUUCGAACGAAAGAUCGACAUGGAAUAUCUGAGAGCGCUAGUUCUUGGAUCAUAUUGGCUGAGUGAUAUCUCCUGGACCUUGUCUGGAUAUGCUAUUCGUCGCGCAAGCGAAUUCCACCUACGACAGUAUUAUCAUGAGAUUUCCGAGUCGGUCAAAUCACCUGAAAAGGUGGAUCGAACAAAGCUACAAGAGGCCAUUGAUGGCAUUCGGGUGCUCUACCUACUCUACAUUUGCGAUCAUCACUUGUCCAUUCUUUAUGGGCGAUCGUCAAUCAUGCGCGACAACGAGAGUUAUAUUACUGGUUGGGAAGCUUACCUCUCAUGCUCACUUUCGACCGAUGCCGACCGCAGAAUUGCCGGACAGAUCUGCUUGAUGUAUCUCAUGAAUCAGAUACGAGAAAGCCUCGGACCAGAAGACACAGGUUCCGUGUUGCCAUCAUCUGCUCUUAGCAAGAUUGCAGGAUUUGAGAGGGACUUGGACGACUGGAUAGCUAGGUUCUCUCGUCACAAUCCGAGUCAAUGGAUUGGCAACUGGCCCAACAAAGGCGCAGUCAUGCACUAUCAUUGGGCGAAGCUGUAUCUGCAAUCAUACGUGCUCCGUGGACUUCCCGAGACAGGCGCUGUCAUACCGGAAUACUUCCUCGAGAAUGCCUCGGCUGCCGUAGCCGCCGCAACAGCUAUCAUCAAUCUUCUUCUCGAGGACAAGGAUGCGCAGAUAGCCAUUGCCUAUGUGCCGCAUCACAUCCACGGCAUGAUUGCUUUUGCAUGCAUGUUCCUGCUGAAAAUUGCGACGAAAUUCAGUGCCCAGCUGUUCUUAGACACUGUUCGAUUUCAACGUCUUAUCAAUGCGCUGGCACAACAUUUCAAGUCAACUGAUGUCGGAAAGGACCAUCUGAUACACAGAAUGGCGGAAGGACUCGAGAAAAUGGCAGAAACGUUCGGAGGUCCAGCUCGUCCCAAAAAUCGAAAAGUGAAUGGGGAACAAGCAAAGCAGCCAGUGAUAUCGCCCAGUCAGGCCCUCGUCGAAGCGAAACCGGAAGUCGUGACGAAUGGGCAAGAUGAUGUGACUGACUACAGCUCCCUUGAUCCUGCUGCGUUCGACUUCGGAGAUCCCUCCAUGGGACUUGGUAUGCCGUUCUUCGACUUUGAAGGGACUACUCUGGGCGGUAUUGGCGACACGGGCGACACGAUGUGGAAUUUUAGUACUUGAUGAGCGCCCAGCAUGAUAAUGGACAGCGGUUUUGAUUAGCGUCGCAGCAAGGAACGAUAACGGAUGGAGCGGUACUAUGCAAUCUGUGCUCAUCAACUUGUAGCAGCCUCCAUUCAAGAACAAUACUCCGUAGGUGUUGACAGAUUCUACGGUAGUCGUGAGUCGUGUUAAGAAUCUGGUUGCCAGAACUUGGACCAAUCAGACGAGUUGUAAAGGGCUAGAUGGUGCUUCCUAAAUUGGUUUAG